Messenger RNA from Clupea harengus (Atlantic herring), 3468 nucleotides. It is a transcript of the gene popdc1, whose product is annotated as popeye domain cAMP effector 1. Gene Ontology annotation, molecular function: cAMP binding. The record is from RefSeq and is a predicted model, not a curated record. Gene Ontology annotation, biological process: heart development; skeletal muscle tissue development; striated muscle cell differentiation. NCBI's taxonomy places the organism in Eukaryota, Metazoa, Chordata, Actinopteri, Clupeiformes, Clupeidae. Gene Ontology annotation, cellular component: sarcolemma.
UGGAAUGCGCUACUCACACUGUGCAGUCCCCCACCUCUUACCGACUUACAUUUAUAGCUGCACGAUACGCGACCAUUGUUUUUCUUGCCCCCAAAUCACCACAAGCAUACUUGGAAUUUCCCUCGACUUCUCACGCUAUUGGUGCGUAACAUACAUUCAACAAACUCGAUCGUUUUACACGGAUGGGGCCUGCACGUCUUAUCCAUUUACUGGGCAACUUGUUCUGAACUCAAACAGCCCACCGUCCCCUUAUCAUCCAGCCACUGCCGGUUUUGUCUCCAGUCCCCGGUGAAAGCUGUGCAGGAUGUCGACCACGGCAGACUUAACCACCGCGUACUACACGACCUUGCCUCAGUUGUUUUCGGGCCUGCCACAGUUAGAAAACACAUCAGAGUUGGAGUCCAACAUUACGUCUUGUCAACAAUGGGAGGAGGCCCAUCACCUGUUGUUCCACCUGGGCAACCUGAGUCUACUCGCAGGUCUUGUUAUUCCUACUACGCUGGGACUGCACAUGAUUAUCCUGAGACUUCUGAUAAUGACAGGAUGCUGUCUCUUCAUCGCCUGGGCAACACUCUACAGAUGCACCUUGGACAUUAUGGUCUGGAAUGUAGUCUUCCUUGUAGUCAACUUCAUGCACUUUUUCUACCUGUUGUACAAACGCAGACCAAUUAAGAUUGACAGGGAGCUGAAGUCCGUGUACAAGCGCAUGUUCGAGCCGCUGCACGUGCGCGAGGCCCUGUUCCAGAGGCUGACAGGUCAGUUCUGCACCAUCCAGACCCUGAAGAAGGGCCAAGCGUAUGCAGCCGAGGACAAGACGUGUGUGGACGAACGCCUCAGCAUCCUCCUCAAGGGAAAAAUGAAGGUGACCUACCGUGGUCAUUUCCUCCAUAACAUCUACACCAACGCCUUCAUCGACUCCCCUGAGUUCAGAUCCACUCAGAUGCACAGAGGAGAGAAGUUCCAGGUGACCAUUAUGGCAGAGGAGAACUGCAAGUUUCUGUGCUGGUCCAGAGAGAGGCUCACUUACUUCCUGGAGUCUGACUCCUUCCUGAACGAGGUGUUCAGGUACCUUAUUGGCAAGGACAUCACCAACAAACUGUACUCACUGAAUGACCCCACACUCAGUGACAAGGCGGUGAAGAAGAUGGACCGGCAGCCUAGCCUGUGCUCCCAGCUGUCCAUGACCCAGAUGAGGAACAGCAUGGCCAGCACUGGUGACACCGAUGACCUGCACCAGAUCCUGAGAGGCUCUGGCGGCUCCUCAUUGCAGAAAUCUAAAGCCACGAUGAUGAAGCCCAUAGAUGAAGCCAUGGAGGACGACGUAUUUGAGUCAGAUUCCCCCACCAAAACAGACCAGGCCCCCAGCACCUCCCACGAGGAGGUGUGAUGAGUAGUGAUGUCACACUGAUGCCCCACCCCACCCCAAAACCCCAUCUCAGCCUGAGUAGAGAGCACAAUGUGGAGAAAGAUCAAAGAUCACUCACAUAUUUAGACCAUCAUGGGUGAGAGAUGCAGAGAAAAAAUAUUGUUUUGAUACUGAGCAAUAUGAAACUGGUUGCUAUUUCUUUAGCUGUGAUUUCUGAAGACGUCUGUCCUUAGACUCUCAGGACACUGCUGCAAUUGUGUGGGGGUACAUUUACAUUUGUACAGUCACUCAUUUAGCAGACACACUUAUCCAAUGCAACAGACAGUACAGUACAGCAGAGUUUAAAACUUCACUAAAUUAGUUUUUGUAGCUCAGUAAUCUCCCACUUUAAAUGAGGGCAAAGACUGUAUAUUUAUUUAGAGAUUUUCAUGUCAAUUGUUUGUGCUGUUAUGGUUAUUAUAUGUUAUAAAACAACACUAGCGUCUACACUGCUGCCACUUUUCUUGAAAUGGAGCUAAAUCUUCACCCAAUCAUUUUAAGGGGCAUAAACUCAAAUAAAAAGACUAUAUCCACAAUACAGGCUAAAUGACUGCCUCUUACACAAUACUUUAAUAUUAUUAUCAUCAUCGUCAUGAUGUUCUGAGAAUCAUCAUUAGGCCAUUCACUUUUCUUUACCUGCUUUACACAGAUCAGCAACUUUAACGGCCUGAUCAUCUUGAUUGGUCUGAAAUGGUCAUAUAGAAGAGGGAGCAAAUCUUUCAGUUAAAUCUGCAAUUUCCAUGAAGGAAAAAUAUCACUAUAAAUCACACCUAAAAUAAUCUCUUUCACUGCCAACCUCCUGACUACCGACAGGGCUGGAGCUUUCUGUCGUUUAUUUAUUUUUAAAGAAUGACAAGAUUUUCAGUGUUUUGCUAACUAUUCCCUGUGAUAGUGGCGGUAAAAACUGUCUGCUCACUGCCAUAAGAUUCACACGGCUCUCCUUUACCAAUGAUAGGAUACUAUGCUAUCACAAAUCACGACUAGCUAGCGAGCCAGAAGGCUAAACAACCGAAUUUAGGGAUGGCUUCUCACUUACAUUUGUAUAAGCCAAGUAAAUUAUGCCUAUAUUGCUCAAAUGCAAUUAAAUGUGUAUAACUAAUUGCAUUUCAGCUUCACACGUAUGAAAAAGGGACUAAUGCUCUACUUACCACUUCAGCAACACACCGUUCAGAUGCAGCCUACAUCUCCAGUAUUGAUCCGCAGCAGACUGCGCUAUGCAUCUUACCUGCUGUUGCGAAACCGAAUUUAUGUUGACAUAGUUGGAAGAAUACGUUUGUCUCAUAAUAUAAAACAAUCAUAACUACAUAUUAUAAAAAAUUGUAAUAAAAUACAAAUAUAAAAACCCCAGAUAUACAAAGUCUGGCGUUGCACUACUUCACCGGGUUACAGGAGAUUACCAUGGUGAUGUAUUGUGCCAACCUGCACAGAUGCACUACUAGGUAUUUGUUCUAUUGACCUUUAGGUUAACUGUACAAUAGAAACCUGAAUUUACAUUGCCUACUGAAGGUAGUAACCAUUGCUGGAGAACAUAUUUACAGUAUAUUUACAUCAUCCGCACCCAACUUUAAUUUGUAUACGUAUAUACGUAUGUGUGUGUGUGUGUGUGGGCAGUGUAUGGCACAUUCUAGCUUUCCAACACAAUACUUAACAUCAGGUUAGAUAAAUGCAAUUAUGCAAAUACAAUGUAGCUUUCGGUCAUGGAAGUAUACUUGGUGUUAACUAAAACCUGUCUUGUUUCCUAUGUUUUUGGGCUGGCAUUUUAGUUAUACUGGACAUACAUUGUUUCACAUUUAAUUCAAACUGACCAGACCAUUACUGUCAGUUGCCAUGAUGUGAAGCCCACUCAGUGUCAACAUCACUGCCCUUGUCAUUUAACAUGUUUAAACUAAUUAUAAUUAAACAUACUGGGAAUGCUGUGACAGACAGAGCAAUUGGCUGCUUUUUUAAUCAUAUGUUGUGAGAAGAACGUCUAUUUUGUGUGAUUCACAUUGACUACCAUCACUGUGCAGUGCUAAAGGUGAAAUGUAUUGGAUAGAUGUGCUUAUUAAAUCACAUAGGUUUGU